Molecule: messenger RNA, 868 nt
Organism: Mytilus californianus (California mussel)
Lineage: Eukaryota; Metazoa; Mollusca; Bivalvia; Mytilida; Mytilidae
Product: ganglioside GM2 activator-like
Exons: 5
Coding region: 216-794 (192 amino acids)
Biological process (GO): ganglioside catabolic process; lipid transport
Cellular component (GO): cytoplasmic side of plasma membrane
Molecular function (GO): enzyme activator activity; lipid carrier activity
Source: RefSeq, a predicted model, not a curated record
AGUUACCGUAAUAAAACCCCUUCUUAGCUGUAUUAUCUUUUCAUACCUGUAUUCCUGUAUAUAGGUGUUGUAACCUGUGGAUGGGUUUCGCCAUUAGCUAUUUAUUUAUGGUUCAGUUUUUAUCGAGCCGCUAAACAAUUUCCAAACUAAAUUAAAACGAUGCUGUUCAUAUAGUGGUAGCCUUGUAUUUGAUUAUAUUUUGAUUGAAAGUGGACAUGAAGAGACUUUGUUGCAUCUUGUUCAUGAUGGUCAUUGAAUGUUUUGCUGGUGAACUAGUAUACACAGACUGCAACAAGAACCAGCACGUGCUGCAUGUCAGUUCUGCGAGCUUGAGCCCAUACCCGCCAAAAGUACCUGGUAACCUGACAGUUUCCGGUCAACUUGAACUUGGCAAAAAUAUAUCCGGUAACAUUCAACUUGACGUCAGCAUUCAUAAGAAGGAACUUUUUCUCUGGAUCCGUGUCCCUUGUGUAUUUAACGUUGGAAGUUGCACGUAUGAUUUCUGCAGCUUGUUGGCUUCAAAUUUCGUUAGCAACGGGAAAGCAUCAUGUCCUCCUGAUCUGACAGCACAGAAAUUCUCCUGCACAUGCCCAAUACAAGCUGGAACAUACACGCUUAAACCAGUCGUAAUACAAAUUCCAAAAAUAUCAAGCAUAGUUUCCGAUCUGAUAUCGGGAGACUACAAAGUUGAUGCAAAACUUGUAAAUAAAGAUACAGGAGAGCAGUUAGGAUGUUACCAUGUUGAAAUAACUUUAGAUCAUUCCUGUUCAGGCUUUGGAUGUAUUCUUGGAUAAUGUACUGCUAUCAACUAAAUCAAUAUGUUUAUCUUAUUGUUUAAUGAAUCUAAAUAGAUAAUUUAAUUCGGGAA